Messenger RNA from Cynocephalus volans (Philippine flying lemur), 1145 nucleotides. RefSeq names its product DTW domain containing 1 (gene DTWD1). Gene Ontology annotation, biological process: tRNA modification. The record is from RefSeq and is a predicted model, not a curated record. The transcript is spliced from 5 exons. Gene Ontology annotation, molecular function: tRNA-uridine aminocarboxypropyltransferase activity. Gene Ontology annotation, cellular component: nucleus. Bases 136 to 1050 code for a protein of 304 amino acids. NCBI's taxonomy places the organism in Eukaryota, Metazoa, Chordata, Mammalia, Dermoptera, Cynocephalidae.
CGAUCACGGUCCGGCUCGUGUUCGGGCUCGGCUGGAACGGAAGACGCGUGGAGCUGCGCGAGAACCCGCGGGCUGUGCAGUGCACCUAUUAUAUGUGUUUUAGAAAUAGAUCUUGAACUUUGGUUUGAAUGAAGAAUGUCUAUCAGUCUACCUGUGUUUCUCAAAGAAAGUGAAGAAAAUAAUUCAAAACUUGUGGAAACAAAACUGUCCCAAACUACUUUUGUAUCUUCAGAAGAUCUUCUUCGAAACUUAUGCUUAGCAUCUCAAGAAGUUCUUCGAAAAGCUCAGCAAAGUGGGAGAUCAAAGUGUCUCAAAUGUGGUGGUUCAAGAAUGUUUUACUGCUAUACAUGUUAUGUCCCGGUUGAAAAUGUACCUAUUGAACAGAUUCCACAUGUGAAGCUUCCAUUGAAGAUUGACAUCAUUAAACAUCCAAAUGAAACAGAUGGCAAAAGUACUGCUGUACAUGCAAAACUCUUAGCACCUGAAUUUGUAAACAUUUACACGUAUCCUUGUAUUCCAGAGUAUGAAGGAAAGGACCAUGAAGUUGCACUUGUUUUUCCUGGACCUCAGUCUGUCUCAAUAAAAGAUAUUUCUUUUCUUCUGCAAAAAAGGAUUCAAAAUAAUGUUAGAGACAAAAGUGAUGACCCUGACAAACCAUCUUUUAAACGUAAGAAAACUGAAGAGCAACAGAGCUGUGAUUUGAGUGACAAUAAGUGUGAAGACACAAUACUGAAAAAAAUUAUACUUAUAGAUAGCACUUGGAACCAAACAAACAAAAUACUCACUGAUGAACGACUUCAAGGAUUGUUACAAGUUGAGUUGAAAACAAGAAAAACUUGCUUUUGGCGCCAUCAAAAAGGGAAGCCAGAUACUUUCCUUUCCACAAUUGAAGCCAUUUACUACUUCCUUGUAGACUACCAUACUGAUAUGUUAAAAGAGAAAUACAGAGGACAAUAUGACAAUCUUUUAUUUUUCUAUUCUUUUAUGUACCAGUUGAUAAAGAAUGCCAAAUGCUCUGGAGAUAAGGACACAAGAAAACUUAUCCAUUAGUUUUUAACAAGCCACCUAUGUCAUUUUAUUUUGCUAAAAUGAAUAAAUUUAUAGUUGUGCCUUGUUUAUUCUUAGGAAAUAAUCAUGUAUAAUGC